AUGGAGCACCAGAGAAAACUGCAGGAGAUCCACAGACUCAAACAACUGCUGGAUCUACUGAUGGUGGACCUACAACUGGCCCACGAAGAGAGAGGGAAAAGAGAGAGAGAAAGGGAGAUGGAAAGGAAGAGAAAAGCAGAACUGGAAAGACAAGAAAUGAAGAAGAAAGUGGAACAGGCAGAAGAAACGAUAAAAGCGUUAGAACGAGAGAUUGAGAGAUUGAAAGAGAUUGAGAAGGAAAUCAUAUUUGAAAGAGAAAGAGACAUGCGUAUUGGAGAGAAUGAGAAAGUCAAACUGGUUAACGAAAAGGUAAAAGAGUUAGAGAGAGAGGUUGAGAGACUGAAAGAAGAUAUGACAACAAAAGAGAUUCAAUACAAAAUCAAAUUUGAAAGAGCGAAAGAAGCGUUUAGAAGACAGAAUGAGAGAGUGAAACAGGUUAACCAAAAUGUACUAGUGUUAGACAGAGAGGUUGUGAGAAUGAAAGAAGAGAUUAGAUUGAAAGACGAGACUCAACCAGAGAGAACAUUUGAUAGAGACAGAGAGAGAGAAAAUGAUUGGAGACGAAGUGAAGAGGAGAUGAAAAAUAGAGUGGAGAGAGAGAUGGAGAUGGAGACAGCCCUCAUUAAUGACAAAAAUACGUCUGAAUUGGAGGAACUCUUCAAGAAAAUCAAGGAACAGCGGAUAGAAUUAGAAAAUAUGGAAACAGACAAAUAUAAAGGGAAACAGAACCAAAUGGACUUGGAGGAGAAGAUGGAGGGUGAGCACAACAAACAGAAAGAGGGAGAAAGAAAGAGAACGGAGAAAACACCAAAACAGAGACAAGAAGAAGAUGAGAAGAAGAAGAGAGAUGGAGAGAGAAGAAGAAGAGGAGAGAUGCAAACAGAAGAAAGAGAGAUUGAAGAAGAAAGAUGUAAACAGAAGCAAAUAGAGAUGGAAGAGGAAGAA
Molecule: messenger RNA, 945 nt
Organism: Oncorhynchus masou masou (cherry salmon)
Lineage: Eukaryota; Metazoa; Chordata; Actinopteri; Salmoniformes; Salmonidae
Product: histone-lysine N-methyltransferase, H3 lysine-79 specific-like
Exons: 3
Source: RefSeq, a predicted model, not a curated record